AUGGCGGACCGAUAUUCCUUCUCCCUCACCACCUUCUCUCCCAGUGGAAAGCUGGUCCAGAUUGAAUAUGCUUUGAAUGCUGUCAACCAAGGUGUCACUGCGCUUGGCAUUAAAGCUACAAAUGGCGUCGUCCUAGCUACAGAGAAGAAAUCUUCAUCGACCCUCAUCGAAGCACCCUCGCUAUCCAAAAUCUCUCUGGUCACCCCCGAUAUUGGAAUGGUAUAUGCCGGCAUGGGCCCCGACUACCGAGUCCUCGUCGACAAAGCCCGAAAGGUCUCACACACCGGCUACAAACGCAUCUAUAACGAGUACCCCCCUACCCGUAUAUUAGUUCAAGACGUCGCCCGUAUCGUUCAAGAAGCUACACAGUCUGGUGGUGUUCGUCCAUAUGGUGUCAGCCUGCUCAUUGCCGGAUGGGAUGAGGGCGUCGAACCCGAGGUCGCCGAACAAACGGAAGAAGGAGAAAAGAAGGCCACUGGAAAGACUGGCGGUAUUCUGAAGGGUGGCCCUAGUUUAUACCAGGUCGAUCCUAGUGGAAGUUAUUUCCCCUGGAAAGCCACCGCCAUCGGCAAGAGUGCAACAAGUGCUAAGACAUUCCUCGAGAAGCGCUACACGGAGGGAUUGGAGUUGGAAGAUGCCAUUCACAUUGCUCUUCUUACUUUGAAAGAGACAAUUGAGGGAGAGAUGAAUGGCGAUACUGUGGAGAUUGGUAUCGUCGGACCACCAGCAGAUCAUUUACUCGGUUAUCAAGGAUUGGAAGGCGCUCGAGGCCCGAGAUUUAGAAAGCUUACCAAGGAGGAGAUUGAAGACUACCUGACCAACCUAUAA
Talaromyces marneffei is the source of this 828-nucleotide messenger RNA. RefSeq lists its product as uncharacterized. Lineage: Eukaryota; Fungi; Ascomycota; Eurotiomycetes; Eurotiales; Trichocomaceae. Bases 1 to 828 code for a protein of 275 amino acids. The record is from RefSeq and is a predicted model, not a curated record. Gene Ontology annotation, biological process: ubiquitin-dependent protein catabolic process. The transcript is spliced from 5 exons. Gene Ontology annotation, cellular component: proteasome core complex; proteasome core complex, alpha-subunit complex.